AUUUUGGAACGAAAUGUAGCGAAGAGAAGUACAGUAGUAAGAGUAACAUUGUAGCCGCCGCCGGCCGAGGGGGCGCGCCGGGGAGGGGACACCGCACCCCCUUUCUGCUGCCGGGACCCCCGAUCAGAGCCCCCGAGAGAGAAGGCGCCCGAGGACCCGCCCCGGCCCUGUCCACGUUCCCCCCAGGAAGCCGGACUCUAUGGGGCGGGACCCUGGGGCAGACUGAGCAGAACCUGGAGCCAGCCCUGAACCCCUGAACCUCAGGCCAGGGGCGCCCCGGGAGCACCUACCCCGUGGGCGCUCCGCCCGCCCGCCGAGCAGCCAUGAGUGAGACGGUUGUCUGCUCCAGCCGGGCCACUGUGAUGCUCUAUGAUGACAGCAACAAGCGAUGGCUGCCUGCUGGCACGGGCCCCCAGGCCUUCAGCCGCGUCCAGAUCUAUCACAACCCCACUGCCAACUCCUUCCGGGUGGUCGGCCGGAAGAUGCAGCCAGACCAGCAGGUGGUCAUCAACUGUGCCAUCGUCCGGGGUGUCAAGUAUAACCAGGCCACCCCCAACUUCCACCAGUGGCGUGACGCCCGCCAGGUCUGGGGCCUCAACUUCGGCAGCAAGGAGGAUGCAACACAGUUUGCCGCCGGCAUGGCCAGCGCCCUAGAGGCAUUGGAAGGAGGUGGGCCUCCGCCCCUGCCGACGCCACCUACAGCACCUCCCACCUGGUCUGUCCAGAACGGCCCCUCCCCAGAGGAGAUGGAGCAACAGAAAAGGCAGCAGCAGUCGGAGCUCAUGGAGCGGGAGCGCAGGGUCUCCAAUGCAGGAGGCCCACCUGCUCCCCCAGCUGGGGGACCACCCCCGCCUCCAGGACCUCCCCCUCCUCCGGGUCCCCCCCCACCCCCUGGUCUCUCCUCCUCAGGGAUCUCGGCUGGGGGGCAUGGAGCAGGGGGAGGCCCACCCCCUGCGCCCCCUCUCCCCACAGCACAAGGCCCCAGUGGUGGAGGGACCGGGGCCCCGGCCCUGGCCGCAGCCAUUGCCGGAGCCAAACUCAGGAAAGUCAGCAAGCAGGAGGAGGCCUCAGGGGGGCCCUUGGCCCCCAAAGUUGAGAGCAGUCGAAGCACGGGCGGGGGGCUCAUGGAAGAGAUGAAUGCCAUGCUGGCCCGGAGAAGGAAAGCGACACAAGUCGGGGAGAAAACCGCCAAGGAUGAAUCUGCCAAUGUGAGUCAGGGGCUCUUCCUGCCAUAUACCCCUUAGGAUGUACCGUUUGGGUAGGAAUAUUGGGGAGGGGGCUGUGAUAGGGAUGGGC
Molecule: messenger RNA, 1296 nt
Organism: Physeter macrocephalus (sperm whale)
Lineage: Eukaryota; Metazoa; Chordata; Mammalia; Artiodactyla; Physeteridae
Gene: VASP
Product: vasodilator stimulated phosphoprotein
Exons: 8
Coding region: 324-1244 (306 amino acids)
Biological process (GO): positive regulation of actin filament polymerization; neural tube closure; actin cytoskeleton organization
Molecular function (GO): profilin binding; SH3 domain binding
Source: RefSeq, a predicted model, not a curated record